CCGUACUCGAUCCAUUUUCCGUCAAAACCACAGAAACUCUCCCCAAAAAACUGGGGAUGCCAAAAAUCAGAGAAUCUUCCAAUUCCCUUCUUAAAUCCUCAAUCACCAAUUCGUUCAUGUCGUCAAUCCUCCCUUAAAUCCAUUAUCCAGCAUAAAAAGUACCAGCCUUCCACUACUACUACAUAAGGAAACAAAUAAAAUAUUAAAACCAACAGCUUCCACCCUAAACCGCCAUGCCUUGGUUCAGAAAUCUCAUCCCCCUCUCCUCCUCUACGACCUUCGGAACACACUCGUCGCUCAAACCCAUCACUACUGCUACGUCACUUUCCUAUGCUUUCGCCCACCAGUUGCUACAGUUCAGCACCGCCGCCACCGAAGAGAAGGCGGCGGAGGCGGAGGUGAGUGAUAAAGGCAGUGGAGCUGGUACUGUUGCCGCGACGUAUGCUGGGCUUGCGCCCACAAAGGGGGAUGAGAAGGCGAGGGUGGUGGUUUUGGGCUCGGGAUGGGCCGGAUGCAGACUCAUUAAAGAUAUCGAUACCAGCAUUUACGACGUCGUUUGCGUCUCCCCCAGGAAUCACAUGGUCUUCACUCCAUUGCUGGCCUCCACGUGCGUCGGCACUCUGGAAUUCCGGUCUGUUGCCGAACCCAUUGGAAGGAUCCAACCUGCCAUUUCUCGGGAACCCGGUUCGUACUAUUUCCUUGCUAACUCCACCGGCGUUGAUUUCCAAAACCAUCUGGUGAAUUGCCAAACAGUAACUGAUGGGGCUGGUACUUUGGAGCCAUGGAACUUCACCAUUGCAUAUGACAAGCUGGUGAUUGCAGCUGGAGCAGAAGCGUCAACUUUCGGCAUCAGGGGUGUUAAAGAACAUGCCAUUUUUCUACGCGAGGUUCAUCAUGCUCAGGAAAUCCGGAGGAAAUUGCUUCUUAAUCUCAUGCUCUCUGAUGUGCCAGGAGUUAGUGAUGAAGAGAAACGUAGGCUCCUACAUUGUGUAGUUGUUGGUGGUGGUCCAACAGGCGUUGAGUUCAGCGGUGAACUUAGUGAUUUUAUCACGAGGGAUGUCCGCCAGAGAUACGCUCAUGUCAAGGAUUAUAUACGCGUUACUUUGAUUGAGGCAAAUGAGAUUUUGUCUUCCUUUGAUGAUCGCCUGCGGAUAUACGCAACCAAGCAGUUGAUUAAGUCAGGAGUUCGUCUAGUUCGUGGAAUUGUGAAGGAUGUUCAACCUGAGAAGAUAGUUCUUAGUGAUGGGACUGAUGUACCUUAUGGUCUGCUGGUGUGGUCUACUGGCGUUGGCCCUUCACCUUUUGUCAAAUCCGUGGAUGUUCCCAAAUCACCUGGGGGAAGGAUAGGGGUAGACGAGUGGCUUCGUGUCCCUGCUGUGCAGGAUGUUUUUGCUAUUGGUGACUGCUGUGGGUUUCUUGAAUCAACAGGCAAGCCUGUGCUUCCAGCUCUGGCUCAGGUUGCUGAGCGGCAGGGAAAAUAUCUAGCACAAGAACUGAACAGGAUUGGUAAAGCUGGUGGUGGACGUGCCAAUGCUGCAAUGGAUAUCGAUCUUGGGUCUCCAUUUGUCUAUAGGCAUUUGGGGAGCAUGGCGACCAUUGGUAGAUACAGCCUUGUGGACCUCAGGCAGAGCAAGGAGGCAAGAGGAUUAUCUGUGGCUGGAUUUGGAAGCUGGUUUGUCUGGCGGUCUGCUUAUCUUACCCGUGUCAUAAGCUGGAGGAACAGAUUCUACGUAGCAAUCAACUGGUUAACGACCCUUGUAUUUGGCCGUGAUAUAAGUCGGAUAUGAAGGUAACCAGAAGAUUGUGCUCUCUCGCAUUAGAGACAUCCUCGUGUACGUAGCAGCGAAAUAUAUCAUGGAAUUGAUACUCCUGAAUUGACUGCUAACUAGUAAUGUGUGAUUUUGCAAGUAUUUAAGAAUACAAAAUUCAAGGCAAAAAUCGGAACAAAAAUACUACGACACUGAAUCAGAAAAUGAGACGUCGAGGAGCACUUUUAGAUAUUGUCAAGCUUUAGGUUUGUAUACAAUAAUAAAUAUUUCAUUCAGCUAUAGCAGAAUCAAGCUAUGCACUUGAAAGGAGACCAUGUUUUUGGUUGCAGGAACAGGUAUUCGCUGGACAAAUAAAAGGUUUUGCAGAAAUGAUUCCGCAACAGCAGAAGGAAUAAAGCCCUUUGUAUUUUGCCAAAGAAGGAAAAAAAACAAACAAAUUUACUCGUAAUUGGUUGCUUGAUUAAGCAAGCGACCUUCUGUGAUUGGUAUGGUUGCUUCCCUUGUUGUUUGUUCAAUUGGAUUUGAGUAAAUUCAAAAGCACCUUGUGCUCACACAGCUGCUGGACUAAACGAUUCUUAACCCAUUGUUCCCAAAAAAAGACGAUUAUUCUAUAAAAGAUUGAAUUACGCUGUAAAA
Coffea arabica (coffee) is the source of this 2405-nucleotide messenger RNA. Its product is annotated as internal alternative NAD(P)H-ubiquinone oxidoreductase A1, mitochondrial-like. NCBI's taxonomy places the organism in Eukaryota, Viridiplantae, Streptophyta, Magnoliopsida, Gentianales, Rubiaceae. Gene Ontology annotation, cellular component: mitochondrion. The record is from RefSeq and is a predicted model, not a curated record. Gene Ontology annotation, molecular function: NADH dehydrogenase activity.